Messenger RNA from Heterotrigona itama, 5739 nucleotides. NCBI's taxonomy places the organism in Eukaryota, Metazoa, Arthropoda, Insecta, Hymenoptera, Apidae. The record is from the annotation of a GenBank genome assembly.
AAAGUACGUAAGAAUUAUCAGCAUUUCCUAUCACCUAAAAAUUGAUAUCGAAAGUUGCGAAGAGAUUUUAUCGUCUGCAUUAUUCUCAAUGCUAGCUGAUUCUCUUGACAGUCGCUCAUUUACUCGCGAGCAGAUCGACAGAGCGCGUCGUCUAUAUUAGUCUGCGUUGGAAUCUAAAUCGUGGCGUGAAGUCAUCCAGUUUUUGUUUAAUUUUCAAUAUUUUUUUCUCAAAUUAUCUGAAACUGUAAAUAUUUGAAAAUUGUCUCCAUGUUAAAUUUAUCUGAUAAAUUGUUAUUCCCAUAACACAGAUUUCAAUACAUUUUCUGCGUUCUCGAAUUAUUAAAAUACAACUUAUUGGAAAUUGUUCUAAACUCAUCAGUUUUUAUGUAAAAAAUAAAAUUAACUUUUUCGUGACAGUGACUCAAUAGGUGAACUAAGAGCAGAGCUUUUGAUCAAGUGAUCGAUACCAACGAUUGAAGUUGAAUGACACGAAAAUGUCACUGAAAGUAUGCCGAUGGGAAAUAGAGCCUUAUUUAAUUUGAAACAGCAGAUGCAAGCGAAACGAAACGCAGUAAUUAAAUAAGCUAUUAUUGCACUGGAUUAUUUAUUGUUGUACUGGAUCAAAGAAAGAUGGACAAGUUUUUUCCGUGUUUAUCAAGAUUCAGAGCGAUUUUUAGACCCGAAACUGUUACGGAUAGUCCUCUUGGACGAAGAUGCACAAAACCGGAAUGUCUUCCACGGCCACCUGCUGCAUCUGAUUCUGGGGAAGGCUUUGGUGUGCCGGUCUUGACGAUUAUAGACGUGGAUCCGUGUAUCGCGGAAAAUGGAGAAAAUCAUAGGACGUCGAGAUACGACUUGAUGACCAGACAGGAUGAUAAAUCUAGACUCGUCGUCAGACGGGGGCAGGAAUUUUACUUGCAUUUAACUUUGUCCAGAGAUUAUGAGCAAGGAAUCGAUGGUAUGUCGAUAGUUUUCACGGUUGAUGGAGUUGAGAGGCCGCAAUAUGGCCACGGAACUCUCGUCGCGAUACCCGUUCUUUACCCGGGAGAAUCAUCCGAGGGUUCCUGGCAAGCUACUAUUGACGCCAUUCAACCCAAUUUUAUUCGAUUGAAGAUCGUGACAGCUCCCGACGCGAUAAUAGGCAAAUGGAAGAUGGAGAUCGAUACUAAAAAUAGAAAUUUGGAUGGAGCCGUUAGUUACACAAUGAAACAACCGUUUUAUUUGAUCUUUAAUGCUUGGUGCAAAGAGGACGCGGUGUACAUGGAAAAAGAAUAUAAGCGACAGGAGUACGUAAUGGCGGAGGAUGGUUUGAUAUGGCGCGGAAGUUACAAUCGUAUGAGACCAACAGUCUGGAAAUAUUCGCAGUUUGAGCGUGAUAUAUUAGACUGCGCUCUGCAUUUGAUGAUUCAAGUUGGGAAAGUUCGAGUCUCCGGUAGAAAUGAUCCUGUCGUCAUAUCUCGCAUUUUGUCCGCGGCUGUAAAUUCGUCGGAUGAUAACGGUGCGGUGAUGGGUAAUUGGUCAAACGAUUUUGCGGGUGGUACACCACCAACCAAAUGGUUGGGUUCGCAAAAAAUCCUUCAACUAUACUACAAGACGAAAAGACCGGUUAAGUAUGGCCAAUGCUGGGUAUUCUCAGGAGUGUUGACUACUGUUUGUCGCACCCUGGGACUACCCUGUCGAAAUGUAACCAAUUACUCGAGCGCGCACGAUACUCAAAGCAGUUUGACCGUCGAUUAUUUCGUCGAUACCGAAGGCAGAAUUAUGGACGAGAUGACCAGCGAUUCGAUAUGGAAUUUCCAUGUGUGGAACGAGGUAUGGAUGACUCGUUUGGAUUUGUCGCCGGAAUAUUCUGGUUGGCAAGUGAUAGAUGCGACUCCUCAAGAAUUGAGCGAAGACGCGUAUCGUUGCGGGCCAGCUUCUGUCGCUGCUGUCAAGAAAGGCGAAGUUCUGCGACCUUACGACAAUGCUUUCCUUUUCGCCGAGGUGAACGCGGACAAAGUAUUCUGGCGUUACAACGGGCCGAUUCAACCUUUAAAAAUCGAAGGAAGAACGGGCUACCAUGUUAAAGGCGUUACGUCAAAGUCAAUCACUGUUCAGCCGUUACUACCUCAACGAAGAGUUUAACGAAAUUACGUUCGUCUUCGAGCUACGCGACGAUAUCAUUAUCGGACAACCUUUCAGUGUCGUGUUGAUGAUUAAAAAUAAAAGCAAUCACAGUGAAUAUCAAGUCUCGGUGAUCUUAAGAGCAGAAACAGUUCUGUACACCGGACGGGUCGGCAACCCAGUGAAAAGAUUAAAUAUCGAUCGAUUGGUGAGACCGGGAGUUGUCGAGGAAGCGCGUAUGGAAGUGUCUUGGGAGGAAUACGGACCUCGACUAUUGAAUCAAUGCGCGUUCACUGUUGCCUGCCUGGCCACUGUUAAGGACACCAAUUUCGAAUAUUUCGCGCAAGACGACUUUCGUGUGAGAAAACCUGACAUUAAGAUCAUAGUGGAGAGUGAACCGGAAGUUGGCAAGACGCUGUACGCGACGGCGAAAUUUAAAAAUCCAUUGCCCAUCUCAUUGAGGAAGUGUAGAUUCCUGAUCGAAGGGCCAGGGCUAGAGGAGCAGUUGAAAUUGAAACUGUCAGAACCGGUGGAGGUGGAUGCAUACGCAAAAUGUUCCUUCUCCAUGAUACCGAUAUACGAAGGACGCGCCACAAUUGCUGCGAAAUUUUACUCGGAAGAGCUCGAGGAUGUUGACGGUUUCAUCAAUUUUAUGGUGAAUGCCGUCACGAACGGCGAAUAACUGCCGCUUAGGAAACGGAAAUCGAUAACGUAAAACGUAAGCUAUUACGUUCACAGGUCUAAGUAAGUAUACUCUCGUUGUUUUGUACAGGAAAUAAAUGUUUGAAAAUCGCUUGUCUCGCAUAUACUGAAUACCGAAUAUCGAUAAGACAUAGUGUCGAACAAUCUCGUUGCACGAUACCCUUUUUUCUUUCGUGCCAUCGAUAUCGAAAACGUUCACAGCUGAAAUUACGAUCUUGAAUGUUUACUAAAAUACACAUGUGCAUGUGGUAUUGAAAAUGUGUAUUAAGGAUCCUUAAUUAAGGAUCCAUGUUUUUAAUACACGUGUGCAAUAUGGUACACGGAUCGUGAAUUAAGGAAUUGAAGAUAUUCAUUCAUUUAAUCGAGAUAUUUGCUAGUUUACAUCACGAGCCGAUAUUUGCAUUAGAAAUUUUUUGAUUGGAUGAAGCACGUUUCCCAUCAUUGAACAUUCUUCUCCAUUGUAUCUGUAGAAACUUUUAAAUUACACGUGUAUUUCAUAAUACGAUUAUUAAUACAUCGUAUGAAGUAAUUGUUUCAAAAUGUUUGAAUGUAUAUUUAAACAUAGAGGAAUACGCAGUUAUAUCCGUCUAUUAAAAAUUACACAGACUGAUAUCCAGAUUCACUCAUCACACGUAUACAUGUGUGUUUACACGUGAAGUAAGGAUCUCUAGUUUAGAAACGUCAGAAACGAAGAAGCGGUAGGACGAAUGGAAUACCGGUUCGGAACAGGCUUCUACGUUGGGCCAAUAAAAAAUUCAAUCGACAGAGAACUACCUGAGCAGCGUGGAUAGCCAGUGACUACCGACCAUACGCGGCAGGCAAUAUUAACGAGCGGCAAUUGAAAGAGUCCGUUGUGUCGUGCAUGUGAUUAUUCGGAAUACCAGACGGGACGAGAUGUGAAAGAGGACGAGGGAGGAGAAGAAGACGAGAAAGAAAUCGGACGAGGGUGAGAGAGGAACAAGAGGAACGAUCCCGAUGAUGAUGAGCGCACGCACGACACUGACGCGAGUCAUGUAUCACCAUCUAGGAAAUUAACGUUGAAAUAUUAUGGACGAUGAAUGAACCUGAUAGCGAGCCAGCCCGCCGAAGAAAGUCGAGUUCCGACUGUGUUGCUGGAAAAGGAACUAUCUAAUCGACUAAAUCGAUUGGCAGAUUUCAUCGAACGUUGAUUCUAAUCGAUCGAUUGGAAUUGAAGAGGGGAUAGGGAUCGAUGACGGACGUUAAUUUAUUAUCAUUUAUCGAAACGAAGCGUGUAUCUAUCGUAUAUCUUGAAUUUACUCACUGUCGAACUUAUUUAUUCGUGAAUUGGAACAGCAUAGAAAUUAGGUAGUAUCUUCAUAACGGAUUGUAGUUUUGGUGGGAUGAAGGGGAAGAGAACGCAGCGAUAAGCUGGUAGCAAGUGAAGACGAAUACGAGGAUCGUAGACGGGGGAAGAAAAAUGGUAAACGAAAACGUUGGAGUCGAAGAGAGCCAAGGGGGUGGCUGGAGAGUCGCGAAGAUGCCGACGGAAGGUGAGUCACGGAGUGAAGAGAGAAAGGAAGAGAGGAAGAGAGGAAAAGAAGAAGAGGGCAGGAACGAUAUGUAAGAUAGUAGUGAGAUAUGUCUAAAUACAUAACCGUGACACGUGAUGGACGUGUUGCGGCCCCUGUCUACAGGGGUCUCGAAGAAGCCUACGGGGCCCGUACCGAUCUCCAUUUGGAUCCACGGGAUUCUGGACUUGGCACCCUGCUACGCGCCAUGCAUCAACACCCAAGAUCCAUCCCAUUAUACCUCAUCAGAAUAACAAACACGCCUUCCAUGCUAAACCAACAUUCUUUUGUUCCCAUCGAAUCCCAGGAUCCAUCAGAAUCGCCACGAACCUUGCGCGUCAGUGACGUAUGUGUUUUCGUGUAGCUAACAGGCGACAGGGGGUCUUGCAAACCUACAAGAAUACGAGAAGAUAUCGUGAAAUAUUAUUCGAUAGCAGAAGUGGUGGCCAAAGAUACGACCGACCUUUUACAAAAUUUCUCUUUGCUUCUCCGGUUUUCACGGUUUGCCAAUUUUCUACAGCCAUUGGAUUAUGGCCAGUUUCAUUGUUUGUGGAGGUCCCUAUUUCACGUGUAUUGAAAAAGCCUUUGGACAAAUGCUUGUUAUAUGCUAUAACGCUUGUUUGAAAACUAGAAAUAUUAAAUGAUGAUUAACAACACGUCCGAUGAUAGAAAAACACGAAUUGAAAAGUAAGUUAAUUAUGAAAUUGCGAAAUUGAAAUGUUUGAAUUCAAGAAUCGCAUCUUGGGUGACAAAGUUCUGUAUGAAAAUUGAAUUUCCUACAAAUAUCACGUGCAUGCGCAUUAGAUACGUGCGCACUAGAAGCACACAUCUGCGCAUCGGAAGCAUUUGUAAGUAGCGAUGCAGUAGGUCGCAACGGUCGUUUGUGCAACGUUUGAAAAUCAUGCAUGUAGGAAAACAAGAAUUUGGCUUCGUCCAGACAAAAGUUUCCUCACACGCACGUCUCUGACGCUUAUAAGAAAUCUCGUUUUUUAAAGGUCCAUGAUGCGAUAUAAACUAACAAAUCAGUAUCAAUUACAUAAGGUGAGCAUGAAUCCUUAAUUUCAUUCACGUGCUACGUGUAAACGUGUAUUAAGGAUACAAUACACGUUCGAAAUCGCGAUCUCUAAUUAUUUGUCGCCAAAUUCGCGACAAAUUCUUACUUUGUACUUGUGUCACUUAUUUGAUUUCUCACUUAUCUGCUUCGAAAGGGUAAGCGAUCGCGUCUUAUCAUCCCUCUUGAACGAAUCGCUCGCUUCGAAGAUGCGUUUCUAGAUGGCAGCACGGUCUCGAAUGAUCGAAGGGAUGUAUCUCGUGUAGAGCUGAAAAAUUGAUAGUUAACGACCAGCGAAAAACAUGGACGACGACGAAGGAUGGUUCUCUGGCAAGCGAAGAUAUCGAUUUGGUA